Messenger RNA from Plectropomus leopardus (leopard coralgrouper), 7307 nucleotides. RefSeq names its product LON peptidase N-terminal domain and ring finger 4 (gene lonrf4). NCBI's taxonomy places the organism in Eukaryota, Metazoa, Chordata, Actinopteri, Perciformes, Serranidae. The record is from RefSeq and is a predicted model, not a curated record. Gene Ontology annotation, molecular function: protein binding; ubiquitin protein ligase activity.
UGGUCUUUAUUUAUGUAAUGUAAUGGUGUUACAUAGUAACCUAGCUUUGUGGCUGUGGAUACGUUGCAAGGGGUUAAAAGCGGACACGGACUAUUUAAAAAGAAACAUUAAUGGAGCAAUAUUACAUUGUCUUGCAUAUUGCGUCUACGGAGUUCGGAGCAGCCAGGAAAGCGUUUUGUUUUAUUUAACGUGCUCGAGAAAGGAUGUGUCCCAAACCAAAGACUAAGUUUGGGCUGGAAAUGGAUUGUGUCAGUGGGUACAUUUUUAUCCGCAAAGGGAAUUUGUAAGGUGAGCAUAUGAUAGCUGAAUUUAGCAAUAGCCUAGCUAGACAGAAACCGGUCGGGUUUUUAGCAGAUGUGAUCAAAGAAGGGGCACGUUUACUGAAUCGCUAGCUGUCAGUGUGUUAUCUAAAUCGUCCAUGCAAUACUAUUACACAGACGAGCCUCUCCGUCCGCAUUGCUUUGACGAAAUAAAGCAACAAAUCUUCCAGCGGGACGUUGUUUUGGUGACAUAACGCAUCCACCAUGGAUCUGCUGGAGUGUCCGCUCUGUCUCUUCCUGAUGUGCGAACCGGUGACCAUGUCGUGCGGUCACACGUUCUGCCGGAGGUGCGUGGGGGGCUACCUCCCGUCUAAAUGUCCAUCGUGCAAAGAGAGGUUAAAACAAAGAGAGGUGAAAAGCAUGAGGAACAACGUUUUGCUCAUCGGCGUCGUGGAGAAGUGCUGCCCCGACGAGACAAAGACCAAGUGCCAUAUACUGGAGAAGCUCAAAGCCAACGACUUCACGGAAGCUUUACGCAUCGCGAACGAGGGGCUGCAUUUAGCCCCAGAUGAUCAGAGUUUAAAACUGUACAGAGCUGAAGCUAACUGGGGCCUGAUGCGUUUCUCUGAUGCUCUGACAGACCUCGACUACCUCUGCUGCCUUCGUCCAAAUUGGACUGAGGGCUUCUUUCGUAAAGGGAAUGUAUUGCUGGAAAUGGGUCAGCAGACAGACGCCCUCAUCCAGUUCCAUCGUUGCCUAAAACUUCAAGCUGACUUUGUCCCUGCAAAGAGCCAGAUCAAGAAGAUUUUGGAGGCAGAGGGCAUGGCAGUGCCAGAGGAGGUGUCGUGCAUUUUGCAAGUGGUGUCCGAGUACCUGAAAGGACCCUGCCCCAUUACCAGCCUCAGUGGCUCCCAGGGGCCAACUUACCCUGAUGGCCUCAAACAUCCACGUGGAGAUGAGGGAGACGUUAAAGGGAAGAGAGAAGCACACCAGGGCUCCAAGGUGAAGCAUGACACAGGUACUGAGUGCUGCCUCAGCCUCUGCCAAGCUGUUUCCUUUCUCCCUGCUGCUGAAGAGGAUGAGGAGAUGAUGAUGAGGAAGGAAGAUGGGCAUGGCAGAGGUGAAAGUGGUCACAGCAGAGAGAAAUCUCUGAGUGUCCUCACUGUGUCAGACUUCGAAUGCCCUCUCUGCAUUAGGUUGUUUUUUGAGCCAGUCACCACUCCCUGUGGUCACACCUUCUGUAAAAACUGCAUAGAAAGGAGUCUGGAUCACAACCUCCGCUGUCCGCUCUGCAAACAGCCGCUACAAGAGUACUUUAAAAACAGGAAGUACAACCCCACAGUUCUGCUUCAGGACAUCAUGACCCGCCUUUUCCCCUCACAGUUAGCUGAGAGGAAACAGAUCCAUGAAGCAGAGAUGGCUGAACUGUCCAAUCUAACUAAGGACAUCCCUAUAUUUGUUUGCACGGUGGCCUACCCUGGAGUGCCCUGUCCCCUGCACAUCUUCGAGCCCCGAUAUCGGCUGAUGAUGCGUCGCUGCAUGGAGACUGGCACCAAGAAGUUUGGCAUGUGCAGCUAUGAGCAUGGCAAGGGAUUUGCAGACUAUGGCUGCAUGCUAGAGAUCCUCAGUCUGGAGUUGCUGCCCGAUGGACGGUCUUUUGUGGACACAGUGGGCGGCAGCAGAUUCAAGGUGCUUAAAAGAGGUCAGCGAGAUGGCUACCACACAGCAGAUAUUGAGUAUCUGGAGGACCUCAAGGUUGAUGGUAGUGAGAUGGAGCUUUUGGAACAUCUCCAUGACAGUGUUUACCAGCAGGCUCAGGACUGGUACCAGCGCCUCGGCAGCCGCAUUCGUGAGCAGAUCAACAGACAGUACGGCAUCAUGCCGGAUAAAGAGGAAAACAUUCAGGCCUCGUCCAAUGGUCCGGCCUGGUGCUGGUGGCUGCUGUCUGUCCUCCAGCUGGACCCUGCCUAUCAAACCACUGUCCUGUCCCUGACAUCACUCAAAGACCGAUUGGGACACCUCCGUCUCGUCCUUGAGUACUUCUCUCAGAGCUAGACUCCACAGCUCGGUGGUACUGUGACCACAACUAGCUGUGAGUCAGUUAUUGCACAUACGCAGACAAAUGAGUCAAACCAAUGAAUGCACUCACACAACAGAGUUUGUGGUCGGGGUCUACUCUGAAUAUUAAUGUCACAGCUCAAAGCCGGUCAAUAGCAGAGGGAAAGUAAUUUUAUCACAGUGUAGUUGGGUUUUUGCCGUUUGAGUUUGCAUGUGUUCUCUUUCAUACAUUUUCUUCACCAGGAAUUCAAGGGUUCAGAGUAGUUUGUGAAAAUACAUUUUACUUGCUGCAACAAUUAGAAUUACGAAGUUGACCAAAGAGACUUUCUUUUUAGGUCCGUCAGAAGUGGUAAAUUAUUAUUUGUUGAUCAACUCCAUCACUUCAAGUAAUAUUGCUGAAAAGAAGCACUAGGUGUCACUGUUUUUCUCCAAUUAUUAUGAAAGUGGAGAACAUGCAGCAUCAGCCGAACUAGUGCAGUAUUCUGUACUGCCAUGUUGCCUAUUCAGAUCAGACUCUUUGCAUUAUCAAAGCUUAGUUUGGAGUGAGAAGAAACAGCGCACAGAAUUUGUAGAGAUUUGUAGACAAUUUUUCAGGACUAUGCACAUCAGACUUUAUUUGGAUAUUGCUGAAGGGCAGUAGUUGUAAUGCUGAUAUUUUAGUUGCAUCUAUUGGCCUUGGCAGCCGUUGACUAUGGCUCAUUUUGUACUAUUGAAUAAUCCUUGAAAAAAAUCCCUAUUUAGUAUUAAAUAUUGCAAUAAUAAUUUAUAGUAGCAGCAGCUGGAGGAUCUUUUUUUAAAAUGAAUGCAGACUGCUGCUGGAUGUCUCUAGAUUCUGUUUGUUAUCAUCUGGUGGGAAAUCUGUGAAAUUAUGACAAUAAGGAGAUGGGGGUAAGUGAAUAGGAGGCAUACCAGGUUUGUUUUACAGUGUGUUAUGUAUGGUGAUGGAUUCAGCACUGUAUGUUUGUGUGUCAGCUGUAAAUAUGAAGUCAGUUUUCUCAGUAGCCAUCCUCGUUAUGUUUUAGAUAACAUAUGGUGUGGUGUCAGCACUGAUUACAGCUACUGUCAUGCCCACUCCCUUCAGGUGCAGUGGUUAUAAAUGAAGUCCCAGGACUUUGUGUUUAACAUCUCUUGUGCAGAGAUAAAAUAAUAAAGCUAGGGUCUGACUAGGGCUGAGUCCCCCUGUGGUGCCUCUGUGUAGCCCACAUGACAUACGUCUGGCCCCUGCUGUGUGUCCUGGUCUGUCUGGCCCCUCUACCACCAGUCAUGGUGCCUUUGAGUGCCUGGGAUAACUCACCAGGAGCCCUGGAAGUCUUAGAGUUUCCACACCACAUAUAGGAUGGACUGUGUGAUUUUUUUUGUCUUUUUUGCCAUUGAUUUCUAUUGAUAUAGUGCUACAUUCCAUGGAAUGUUGAAGCUGCAAUGUUUUAGUUAAUUUACUAACAAACACAGGCUUAAGUGGGUGAAGCAUAAGAGCUUUUUUUACUUUGAUAAAUGUGCCAUAGAUAUUUCUGUGUUUUGUAGGAAUAGUUAGCUAAAUAGUCACUGUGUUUAUGUUUAUCUACAUCAUGAAGUUAGUAUUCAACCCUUAUGCCUUUUGUAUGGUGGACACUAAACUGCCAUUUUUCAUGGCCAACAUAUCACUAAAAAGCUGGAGUGUGUGACUCUGAGAUAUAAACAAACGCCUAUUACAUUCAAGCCCUUGCCAGACGAGUUCACACAACGCUGAUUAAGCCUAUGGCAGGCAGUGAAAGAUCUCCAUAUGUGGCAGUGUACCAGAUUUUUGUUGUCUGGUGUCUGUGGGGAUUUUCUUGCGCUGGUGAAGCAGAAAACCAGGGCCCCUGGGGCUGCACAGCCAUACUUCAAAUCUUUUCCCUGGCCACUUGCAAAACUGCAGCAAAAAAAAAAAAAAAAAAGAAUGCUAGAAAGGUUUUUGGUGUAUCCACCUUGCGAGCUACUUAAUUGAAACAAAUGGGCACCAUCCUAGCAACCGGUGUCUAGUUGUUAGUUGCUGACCAAAAAAUGCAAAUGGCCCUAUCCAGAACCUGCGUUUGGUUUGUCUGUUUUGGGCUACUGUUGAACAAAAGAGAAUCAGAUCCAUAUGCAGAUAUAAAUAGCUCUUUUAAGCUUACAAAAAAACCUAGAAACUGUAAACUCUUAGUUUCAGGUGAUAAUACACUAAUUAAAACAUAGUUAUCAAUAUUAUAUCUAAUGUGUGCCAUUCUGUCCCCCUAAAUCCUACACACUGGACCUUUACAUAAAAAAACAAGGGCUCUCUCGGGAUAGAUGAAGCAAGCUCACCUGCAGACACAUAAUUCCUCUCACUGCCAGAGGGUGGAGACAAACGUUUCGCACUCCAGCUUUUUAUAGUCAGAAUUCAUCCAGCAAACACACACAUACACUCACUGGCCACUUUAUUAGGCACACCUGUCCAACUGCUCGUGAACGCAAAUUUCUAAUCAGCCAAUCACAUGGCAGCAACUCAAUGCAUUUAGGCAUGUAGACAUGGUCAGGACGAUCUGCUUCAGCUCAAACCGAGCAUCAGAAUGGGGAAGAAAGGUGAUUUAAGUGACUUUGAACGUGGCAUGGUUGUUGGUGCCAGACGGGCUGGUCUGAGUAUUUCAGAAACUGCUGAUCUACUGGGAUUUUCACGCACAACCAUCUCUAGGGUUUACAGAGAAUGGUCCGAAAAAGAGAAAAUAUCCAGUGAGCGGCAGUUCUGUGGGCGAAAAUGCCUUGUUGAUGCCAGAGGUCAGAGGAGAAUGGCCAGACUGAUUCGAGCUGAUAGAAGGGCAACGGUAACUCAAAUAACCACUCGUUACAACCGAGGUAUGCAGAAGAGCAUCUCUGAACGCGCAACACAUCGAACCUUGAGGCAGAUGGGCUACAGCAGCAGAAGACCACACCGGGUGCCACUCCUGUCAGCUAAGAACAGGGAACUGAGGCUACAAUUCGCACAGGCUCACCAAAAUUGGACAAUAGAAGAUUGGAAAAACGUUGCCUGGUCUGAUGAGUCUCGAUGUCUGCUGCAACAUUCGGAUGGUAGGGUCAGAAUUUGGCGUCAACAACAUGAAAGCAUGGAUCCAUCCUGCCUUGUAUCAACGGUUCAGGCUGGUGGUGGUGGUGUAAUGGUGUGGGGGGUAUUUUCUUGGCACACUUUGGGCCCCUUAAUACCAAUUGAGUAUCGUUGCAACGCCACAGCCUACCUGAGUAUUGUUGCUGACCAUGUCCAUCCCUUUAUGACCACUGUGUACCCAUCUUCUGAUGGCUACUUCCAGCAGGAUAACGUGUCAUAAAGCUCGAAUCAUCUCAGACUGGUUUCUUGAACAUGACAAUGAGUUCACUGUACUCAAAUGGCCUCCACAGUCACCAGAUCUCAAUCCAGUAGAGCACCUUUGGGAUGUGGUGGAACGGGAGAUUCGCAUCAUGGAUGUGCAGCUGACAAAUCUGCAGCAACUGCGUGAUGCUAUCAUGUCAAUAUGGACCAAACUCUCUGAGGACUGUUUCCAGUACCUUGUUGAAUCUAUGCCACAAAGGAUUAGGCAGUUCUGAAGGCAAAAGAGGUCCAACCCGGUACUAGCAAGGUGUACCUAAUAAAGUGGCCGGUGAGUGUAGAUAGUUUGUGUGAUACAGAACAGCAGCCCUGCUAGUGUGAUUCUGUAGAUAUAGAAAAAAAGGGGUAAUUGUGAGACUUGACACGCACAAAAACUUCCCAAUAAAGGGUGACCCAGUGAAUAGACAAAUUGAUUCUUAGACAGUAUUGGUCACAGGCUAACCACUGAACUCUGACCUGGGGAUUUAUUUCACUUAAGGGCAAGAAACAUUGUUUUUACAUUUUUAACAAGGGUUCUCAAUCAGCCUCAGUUGCUAUGCUGACUUUCAGAAGCUAUCUUGGAUUGAAAUUGGAGUCAAAGACUUAAAUGUGCCAGUUAUCACACCAUGUCUCCAAAGCUAGUAUUGUUGAUUUCACUGAGAAAGGAUGUAUAUUAGAAAGGUCAGUGUCUUGCUGCUACCAGACAUGAUAAAAGCUAACUCACAAACAAAAAGGGAUUGAGAUUCUUAUAGAAUAUUUUGAAUGACCAGCCUCAUAAGCCUUUGUGGUAAACGCAUGACUAGCCCACAGCCAUAAAAGCAAAUUUCACUCCCCUGUAUGACAUCAUAUUAGAAAAGAAAAAAGUUGUGGUGGGUUUUGUUCUCAGAUAAUGUUCUGUUUAUCACAUUUCUUUCUCGUCUUUAAAUCAUGCACAAUUUUCUGUCUCUUUUUAUGACCUAUAGAUGCCGCCUUUCAUUGAACAACAUGUUGAUGUAUGCUGAUCACAGGAUCGUAUUGGUUUACUCUAUUUCAAAUUAAUGUUUGCACCAGUGUGCAAUUUUACAUCACGAAAAAAUUCUUCAUAUGUUUGAAAAAGUAAUGAUUGUACCCUCACAUAUUUGAUCCAACUAAUUGGUCAGUUUUGUGUUUAAUUUUUCUAUAAUCUUGUAAUAGGUUCAGUUAAUGUAUAGCAGUACAGUCAUGACUUUAGACUGCAACUCUUGCCCAUCAGUACUCUGGCAGAUGUCCAUUAGCUGUAGUUGCAGUAUAAUUGGGCUUUCAGAAAAUGUCCAACGCAGUUCAAACAAUUUGCACCAAACACAGAACACGGAGCAUAAUAUGAGACUCGUUCUUGGCAGCAAGUCCCCUGUGAGAACAAGUCUUACACUUGUAUGCUUGGGAAGGGCUGUGAACAGCACCAUGGUGUUGCUGUGUGCUGCAGCUCAAAGGAAAUGGUGGCUGAUGUGGUCUAAUGUCAGUGGUCUGCACAGUAUGAACUAGAGAUGUGCAUUGUUAUCACUCUGUGCUCACGUACUUCGAUGUUAUACUAAAGCAAUUCCUGUCUGAUUCAUUUGUAUUCACCCCCAAGCAGCAAAUUAUCUUGAUCUGAUUAUUGUUUAUUCGCUUGCCCCCUGGAUGACUUUUUAAAUGUUAUUAUAAAUAAAGCUUUUCAAAUCAAA